AUGGCCCGGCGUAGCCUCCUCCUCCUCCCCUGCCUCUUCGCCGCGGCGGCGGUUCUCUGCGAUGCGCACUCGAAGCUCGCCAAGAAGAGCAACGACGUCGUCAACGGCCCCCUCCUCACCACCAAGAUCGACGCCAAGCGCACCCUGAUCGUCGGCCCCAACGACGAGUUCAAGACCAUCCAGUCCGCCAUCGACGCCGUGCCCGAGGGGAACACCGAGUGGGUCAUCGUCCACAUCCGCUCCGGCGUUUACACGGAGAAAGUUGUGAUCCAGGAGACCAAGCCGUUCAUCUUCGUCAGGGGCAACGGCAAGGGCCGGACCUCAAUCUCCUUCGAGUCGGCCUCGCCUCACAACGCCGAGUCCGCCACGUUCGCCGUGCAUGCGGACAACGUCAUCGUCUUCGGCCUUAGCUUCAGGAAUGCGGCCCGCGCGGGGCUGCCGAACAGCCCGGAGAUCCGCACGGUGGCGGCCAUGGUCGGCGGCGACAAGGUGGCCUUCUACCACUGCGCCUUCUACAGCCCCCACCACACCCUCUUCGACCAGGCCGGCCGCCACUACUACGAGAGCUGCUACAUCCAGGGCAACAUCGACUUCAUCUUCGGCGGCGGCCAGUCCAUAUUCCAGUGCGCGGAGAUCUUCGUGAAGCCCGACCGGCGGACGGAGAUCCUGGGUUCCAUCACGGCGAGCGAUCGCAAGGAGGAGAGCGCCGCCGGCGGCUUCGUGUUCCUCAAGGGCAAGGUGUACGGCGUCGGGGAGGUCUACCUCGGCCGCGCCAACGAGGCCUACUCGCGCGUCGUCUUCGCCGACACCUACCUCUCCAAGACCAUCAACCCGGCCGGCUGGACGGACUACGGAUACACGGGCAGCAAAGACAAUUUGAUGCUCGCGGAGUUCAACUGCACCGGGCCGGGCGCCGACGCGUCGAAGCGCGUGCCGUGGUCGCGGCAGCUCAGCCCGGCGGACGCGGCCAAGUUCCUCACCGUCGACUUCAUCGACGGCAAGGACUGGCUCCCGGCCUUCUACUACUGA
Molecule: messenger RNA, 1029 nt
Organism: Lolium rigidum
Lineage: Eukaryota; Viridiplantae; Streptophyta; Magnoliopsida; Poales; Poaceae
Product: probable pectinesterase 67
Exons: 5
Coding region: 1-1029 (342 amino acids)
Biological process (GO): cell wall modification
Molecular function (GO): pectinesterase activity
Source: RefSeq, a predicted model, not a curated record